AAAUUCAAUUGAUAAACAUUAACAUACCCAAACAGUAAUAAAUGUAUGACCUUUCAUUGGACAACCCCAUAAAAAAACACUCAAAAAAAAAUUUGAGUUACGCAUAUAAGAAACGAAUAUAAUUACAUCAAAAUUAAAAAAAAAAAAAAUUGAAACCUAAUAAAAGGGAUCUUGUCACUGGCGUUAAUUAGUCCUCUGCUUUUCUGCUCCUACUUCUGCUUCAAUGGGUUUAAGUGGAUGCCUCUCCUCUUCGGACGAUGUAGUGAUCAAGCCUCCAAAUGACCGGCGGCUGUACAGAGUAAUCCAACUUCAUAACGGUCUCUGUGCUUUGCUUGUUCACGAUCCCGAGAUUUAUCCCGACGGACUCCCGGAAGCUUCCAACAGCGACCCAGAAGAAGAAGACCAAGACGAAGAAGAAGAAGAGGAAGAUGAAGGAGGGGACAGUGACGAGGAAUUUCAAGAAGAAGAAGAAGACGACGACGACGACGACGACGGAGGUGCCGACGAUGAAGAGGAGGAGGAUAGUAAACCAAGAGAAAAGGGAGCUUCUUCUCAGACUAAAAAGGCAGCAGCUGCAAUGUGUGUAGGAAUGGGCAGCUUCUCUGAUCCUGUUGAGGCACAGGGCCUUGCUCAUUUUCUAGAACAUAUGCUUUUCAUGGGGAGUGCUGAUUUUCCGGAUGAAAACGAGUAUGAUAGUUACUUGUCCAAGCAUGGAGGCUCCUCUAAUGCAUAUACUGAAGCAGAGCAUACCUGCUAUCAUUUUGAAGUAAAACGAGAGUUUCUUAGAGGCGCGCUGAAAAGAUUUUCUCAGUUUUUUAUUUCACCCCUUGUGAAACGUGAAGCCAUGGAACGGGAGGUACUUGCUGUUGAUUCAGAAUUUAACCAGGUUUUGCAAAGUGAUGCUUGCCGUCUUCAACAACUUCAGUGUCAUACAUCUGGACAAAGUCAACCCUUUAACAGAUUCUUUUGGGGGAACAAGAAAAGUCUAGCAGAUGCUGUGGAAAAGGGGAUCGACCUACGUGAACGGAUACUUAAACUGUACAACGACUAUUACCAUGGUGGAUUAAUGAAGUUAGUGGUUAUUGGCGGGGAGCCUUUGGAUGUAAUUCAGAGCUGGGUAAUGGAGUUGUUUGCUGAUGUCAGACAAGGUCCUCGAGCACAGCCGAAGUUUACAGUGGAAGGUCCUAUCUGGAAAGCUGGCAAACUUUAUAGGUUAGAGGCAGUCAAGGACGUUCAUAUCCUUGACUUAACAUGGCCACUUCCUUGUCUUCGCCCAGACUAUCUGAGGAAACCUGAAGAUUAUUUGGCUCAUCUUCUUGGGCACGAGGGGAGAGGAAGCCUGCAUUCCUUUCUCAAAGCUAGAGGAUGGGCCACAUCUCUAUCUGCUGGUGUUGGAGAUGAAGGAAUGCUGCGAUCUUCUGUAGCUUAUAUGUUUGUCAUGUCCAUACACCUUACUGACUCUGGCUUGGAAAAGAUUUAUGAUAUUAUUGACUAUGUUUAUCAAUACCUUAAAUUAUUGCGCCAACUUUCUCCCCAAGAAUGGAUAUUUAAGGAACUGGAGGACAUUGGGAAUAUGGAGUUUAACUUUGCGGAGGAACAACCUCAGGAUGAUUAUGCUGCAGAACUUGCAGAGAAUUUGCUUGUUUAUCCAGCUGAACAUGUUAUUUAUGGGGACUAUGUUUACAAGGUGUGGGAUGAGGAAAUGAUAAAACAUGUUCUGAGUUUGUUCACACCAGAAAACAUGAGGAUUGAUUUAGUAACGAAGACCUUCAUUAAGUCACUAGAUUCCCAAUAUGAACCUUGGUUUGGAUCAUAUUAUACUGAGGAAGAUAUUCCCUUGUCUUUGAUGGAAUUGUGGAGAGAUCCCCCAGAAAUUGACGUUUCUUUGCAUCUUCCUUUGAAGAAUGAGUUUAUUCCAUGUGAUUUUUCAAUUCGAGCUGAUAAUGCAUCUCUUCAUCUGGCAAACCAGUCAUAUCCAGUUUGCAUUAUUGAUGAACCAUUAAUGAAGCUCUGGUACAAGCUUGACAGCACUUUUAAACUCCCCCGUGCAAACACAUAUUUUCGAAUUAAUCUCAAGGGAGGAUACAAUAAUGUCAAGAGUUGUCUUUUGACUGAACUUUUUGCUCACCUUCUUAAAGAUGAGCUGAAUGAGAUUAUAUAUCAGGCCAGUGUUGCCAAGCUAGAAACUUCAGUUUCUAUUUUUAGUGACAAACUAGAGCUAAAGGUUUAUGGUUUCAAUGAUAAACUUCCUGCUCUCCUGUCCAAAGUUUUGGUGAUUGCAAAAUCAUUUUCACCUACUGGUGAUCGUUUCAAGGUUAUUAAGGAGAGUAUGGAGAGAACUUUGAGAAAUACCAAUAUCAAACCUCUAAAUCAUUCAUCGUACUUGAGACUGCAACUCCUAUGUGAGAGUUUCUAUGAUGUAGAUGAAAAGCUCCAUUUUCUGAACGAGGUGUCUCUCGCUGAUUUGAAGGCCUUUAUCCCUGAGCUGUAUUCUCAGAUAUACAUAGAGGGCCUUUGCCAUGGAAAUUUGUUAGAAGGAGAAGCUCUUAGCUUGUCAAAUAUUUUUAAAAGUAACCUUUCCAUACAACCACUACCACUUACAAUGAGGCAUGGAGAGCAUGUACUAUGUUUUCCUUGUAGUGCCAACCUUGUGAGAGAUGUCAGCGUAAAGAAUAUGUCUGAAACCAACUCUGUGGUUGAGCUAUAUUUCCAAAUUGAGCCAGACAUGGGGGCAGAAGCAGUGAAAUUAAAGGCCUUGAUAGAUCUUUUUGACGAGAUUGUGGAGGAACCACUUUUCAAUCAGCUAAGGUGAUUAUUUCUACCGUUUUAAUGAUGAAGGCCAAGAUUUUAAAAUAUCAUGCCAUGGCUAAACGAACCCAAGGAAAUGCUAAUCUAUUGUCAUCUUAAUGUUUGUUUUUUUCUUGUCUCCUUGGUGCAAGAAAAAGUGAUCACUUUG
Rubroshorea leprosula is the source of this 2956-nucleotide messenger RNA. The record is from the annotation of a GenBank genome assembly. Lineage: Eukaryota; Viridiplantae; Streptophyta; Magnoliopsida; Malvales; Dipterocarpaceae.